This is a messenger RNA of Kogia breviceps (pygmy sperm whale), 2265 nucleotides long. RefSeq names its product forkhead box O6 (gene FOXO6). The record is from RefSeq and is a predicted model, not a curated record. Gene Ontology annotation, biological process: regulation of transcription by RNA polymerase II. Lineage: Eukaryota; Metazoa; Chordata; Mammalia; Artiodactyla; Physeteridae. Gene Ontology annotation, cellular component: nucleus. Gene Ontology annotation, molecular function: DNA-binding transcription factor activity, RNA polymerase II-specific; RNA polymerase II cis-regulatory region sequence-specific DNA binding.
GCGGGCUCCGGCACAGGCUCGGGCUCCGGCAUGGUGCAAUCCGGCCCCGUCCCGGGAGAGCGGGGCCCGCGUGCGGGGCCGGCGCCGGGGGAGCGGCGGCAAAGACGGUGGCGGUGGUGGUUGCAGGCGCAGGCAGGCGGCAGGUGCUAGAAGCGGGGCUGGGCGAGGUGUGUGCCCGCUGGGCUCCGGGGCCGCCGCUCCCUCACUGCCCCCACCUCUCCCUCCCUUCGGGCUUCCCAGCGCGUCCAGCCCCCUGUCUCCGCGACCCGGCCCAUGGCGCCCCGCGGUUGAGCCGGCGCCGCCAGGGACCCCUCCCGCGGGCCUCCCCGGGGCGCGCAGAUCCCAGAGCCGCCCGCCCACCAUCCGCGGAGCCCCCCUCCCCUCCUCGCCCGAGUCGGGCGGGACCAUGGCUGCGAAGCUGCGAGCGCAUCAGGUGGACGUGGACCCGGACUUCGCGCCGCAGAGCCGGCCGCGCUCGUGUACCUGGCCCCUGCCGCAGCCAGACUUGGUCGGCGACGAGGACGGAGCGCUGGGUUCAGGGGUGGCCGAGGGCGCUGAGGACUGCGGGCCGGAGCGCCGAGCCACAGCCCCGCCGAUGGCCCCAGCGCCGCCGCUGGGCGCGGAGGUCGGACCGCUGCGGAAAGCGAAGAGCUCCCGGCGGAACGCGUGGGGGAACCUGUCCUACGCCGACCUCAUCACCAAAGCCAUCGAGAGCGCCCCGGACAAGCGGCUCACGCUCUCGCAGAUCUACGACUGGAUGGUCCGUUACGUGCCCUACUUCAAGGAUAAAGGCGACAGCAACAGCUCGGCCGGCUGGAAGAACUCCAUCCGGCACAACCUGUCUCUGCACACCCGGUUUAUCCGCGUGCAGAACGAGGGCACAGGCAAGAGCUCCUGGUGGAUGCUGAACCCUGAGGGCGGAAAGACGGGCAAGACCCCGCGGCGCAGGGCCGUGUCCAUGGACAACGGGGCCAAGUUCCUGCGCAUCAAGGGCAAGGCCAGCAAGAAGAAGCAGCUGCAGGCACCGGAGCGAAGCCCCGACGACAGUCCCCAGGGUGCGCCAGCCCGGGGACCCGUGCCUGCCGCGGCCAAGUGGGCCACGAGCCCGGCCUCGCACGCCAGCGACGACUACGAGGCGUGGGCCGACUUCCGCGGAGGCGGGAGACCCCUGCUCGGGGAGGCGGCCGAACUGGAGGACGACGAGGCCCUGGAGGCCCUGGCGCCGUCGUCGCCGCUCAUGUACCCGAGCCCGGCGAGCGCGUUGUCGCCCGCGCUGGGUGCGCGCUGCCCGGGGGAGCUGACCCGCCUGGCCGAGCUCGGGGGCCCGCUGGGCCUGCACGGCGGCGGCGGGGCGGGGCUGCCCGAGGCGCUGCUGGACGGCUCGCAGGAUGCGUACGGGCCGCGGGCCCGCGCCGGGACGCCCGCCUACUUCGGCGGCUGCAAGGGCGGUGCCUACGGCGGGGGCGGGGGCUUCGGGCCGCCGGCACUGGGCGCGCUGCGCCGCCUGCCCAUGCAGACCAUCCAGGAGAACAAGCAGGCCAGCUUUGCGCCGGCCGCCGCGCCCUACCGCCCGGGGGCGCUGCCCGCGCUGCUGCCGCCACCGCCACCCGCGCCCAGGCCCGGCCCUGUGCUGGGCGCGCCCGGGGAGCUGGCGCUGGCGGGCGCGGCCACCGCCUACCCGGGCAAGGGGGUGGCCCCGUACGCGCCGCCGGCGCCCUCGCGCAGUGCCUUAGCCCACCCCAUCAGCCUUAUGACGCUGCCCGGCGAGGCGGGCGCGGCGGGAGUGGCGCCGCCGGGCCACGCGGCCGUCUUCGGGGGUCCCCCAGGCGGCCUCCUGCUGGACGCGCUGCCGGGGCCGUACGCGGCAGCUGCCGCAGGGCCUCUGGGUGCCGCGCCCGACCGCUUCCCGGCCGACCUGGACCUCGACAUGUUCAGCGGGAGCCUCGAGUGCGACGUCGAGUCCAUCAUCCUCAACGACUUCAUGGACAGCGACGAAAUGGACUUCAACUUCGACUCGGCCCUGCCGCCGCCGCCGCCCGGCCUGGCUGGGGCCCCGCCCCCCAACCAGAGCUGGGUGCCGGGCUGAGGGCCGCCUCCCGCGCCCCCGGUGCCCUUGCCCCGCCCCCGACCCCAGGGGCCUGUGUCUUCCCAUCCUGAUCCCCGGGUCCCCACUCCCAUUCCCGCUCCACGGAGGGGAUCCAGGAGGCAGCCCCAACCCAGCUAGAGACAUCCCUCGGAAGCUGACCGCAGAGGGAAGUGCUAGGG